Messenger RNA from Vombatus ursinus (common wombat), 1855 nucleotides. RefSeq names its product mal, T cell differentiation protein (gene MAL). The coding region runs from base 175 to 648 and encodes 157 amino acids. Gene Ontology annotation, molecular function: structural constituent of myelin sheath. Gene Ontology annotation, cellular component: membrane. Gene Ontology annotation, biological process: myelination. The transcript has 4 exons. Lineage: Eukaryota; Metazoa; Chordata; Mammalia; Diprotodontia; Vombatidae. The record is from RefSeq and is a predicted model, not a curated record.
UCUCCUUCCUUCCCCUCCUCUUAAUCCUGGGCGCCCUUGGCCAUCGGGCCAGUUCGGAAUUCUCCAGGACAAGCGGAGAGAACGGGUAGAGCUGGGCAGUGGAAGGACCUUCUCUGUGCCCCAGAAUAAGCAACAGCAGGUGCAGCUGCAGUUACAGCCUUGAAAGAAGUGAGGAUGGCCCCUGCAGCAACUUCGGGAGGCGCCUCCCUGCCCAGAGGCUUCUCUGUUUUCGUUUCCUUUCCGGACCUGCUUUUCAUUUUUGAAUUUAUAUUUGGAGGCUUGGUCUGGAUCCUUGUGGCUUCUUCCAAAGUACCAUGCCCACUGACUCAGGGCUGGGUCAUGUUUGUGUCAGUGUUCUGCUUCGUGGCCACAACCGUCAUGUUCUUCCUUUACUUUAUUGGAGCUCACGGUGGAGAUGCUUCCUGGAUACCCUUGGAUGUGUCCUAUCACUUGAUUGCUGCUCUAUUUUACCUGAGUGCUUCUGUCCUCGAAGCCUUUGCCACAAUUUCGUUAAAGCGCAUUUCUGAAAAUGGUGAAAGGUUUAAAUAUUACCAAGAAAACAUCUCUGCAGUGGUAUUUGCAUUUGUUGCCACUCUGAUAUACGUGAUCCAUGCAGUAUUUUCUUUGUUCAGAUGGAAGGCAUCAUAAAGUCCUGUGGAAGUUCCCCAAAAAUCCAGAAGGUGUUAACUGAUUGGCCAUCCUCUCGGGGUAGCUUUUUAAAAGUCAGGGAUGCUCAAAUGGAUCUCUAUUCUCUUGUACAAAGUGGGGAGUUGGGGUGGAAACCUAUCUGUUUCUUGUUGGUGUUUGUCUUUACUGUCUUACAUAACUAACUGCAUAUAAGAAGUCAGGGGCUUGCUGUGUUUACUCCCAAAUAUUGACUGCUUUUUCUCGUCAUUAUUUCCUGUUUGUGAAGGGCUGAACUCUGGGAGAAAGUAGAUGACAAAAUGAGACUCCUCAGACCCCUUUGCUGGGUCCCAAGAACUAUGAAAGACAUUUCCCCAUGGCCACUUUUGAGCUCAGUCACUCACUAUCCCAUCUCAUGGUUUUAGAUCCUUAGGAGAUCUUGCAUGUGCUAGGGAUUGAGUCAUCCCAACAGAUUCUUUCUGGAGCCAAAAGCAGAAGAUGAUGGAUCAGCCAUGAAAGCAGAGAUGAGCCAUGAAACAACAUAGGUGUUGGGUGGCUACACACGACAUACCAGGGAUACAGCCUCUACAUUCUUUAGUUUCUGUUCUUUAUGAAAUAUUUCCAAACCAGUUUUCUUAUAAAAUUCUCCAACCUCAACCAAGAUUCCCAACCAUGGUUUACAUGAAAUCCCUUGGUUAUAAUUGAAUGGUGCCUCCCUUGACCCAGGAAAGUUCAGAUAGCAAAUAUGUAUAUUGGCAUCAUCCUGUGCCUCUCAGAGGUAGUAGGAUUCUGAGUAAUUUUUUAUGGUGUUCCAGCUGAGCAUCUCCGUAGAAUGAUGUUAGCCUUUGUCCAAUAAGAGCUUUUCAAGAUUUUUGUUUUUAUUUGCCAAUAUCACUUCUCUACUUCCUCUGUGACUUUCAAAAUGCCACCACUACCCAUCAGUCAACCAACAAAUACUUGUGGAGUGGCCACAGCAGACCCAUCACUGUUGGCAGUCAUCUUUACAUGGUUGCAGAGUCUACUCAACAGCUCCUUUGUUACAAGGCAAAGUAAAUUUUGCGAUCCUACCAAAGUAUCCUUUAAACCAGGAAAAAUUUAUUCCAGGUGGGCUAUUUUGAUUGCUUGUAAAAAAAAAAAAAAUCCACUCAAAAACUGGCUUUAGAGAGUGGGCCAUGUAUUUUGUUCAAUAGAUUUUCAAAUAUCAGCGACAACAAUAAACUCUUUUCAACAA